This is a messenger RNA of Monodelphis domestica (gray short-tailed opossum), 6087 nucleotides long. RefSeq lists its product as uncharacterized. The record is from RefSeq and is a predicted model, not a curated record. Gene Ontology annotation, biological process: regulation of DNA-templated transcription. Lineage: Eukaryota; Metazoa; Chordata; Mammalia; Didelphimorphia; Didelphidae. Gene Ontology annotation, cellular component: nucleus.
GCCCCGGCUCCUCCCCUCGGUGGUGGUCUCCGGGCAUGCUGGGAGUCUCCUCUGGGCCUCCUCAGCUCCCGGAAGCUGCACAGCUACGCUUCUGGGACCUUUGCUGGGCACACACAGAAGAAGUCUCCCCCCUCGGGGCUGCCACCCCCCGAAGCACCCCAGGGUGGCCCCUCAGAGAGCCCGCAGCCAGAGGAAUGGCCCCCGGGACCCCGAGGCCCCCCUUCCAGGGGUUAAUAACCUUCAAGGAUGUGGCUGUGGACUUCACCCAGGAGGAGUGGUGCCUCUUGGACCAUUCUCAGAAGGAGCUGUACCUGGAGGUGAUGCUGGAGAAUGUGCAGAAUGUACUCUCUGUGGGGCUUCCAGUUCCUAGAGAAAAUUUGAUAUACUGUUUUCAACCAGGGAAAACACCAUGGCUGUUAGAGCAAAAGGGUCCAAGGAUCUCCCACUCAGAGGCUGAGACCAAUUUUGAAAUGAAGUUGUCUACAAAGCUGAGCCUUUUUGAGGAUGGAUCUGGCCCCCAAAGAUGCAUGAAUGAGGAUCCCUGUGGCUUCAUUUUGAGAGAAAUCUGUGACUCUGAUAUCAUGGUUAAAAAACAUGCAAAGACUGACUCUGAAUUUGAGGAUACUGCAGAGAAAUUCAGCCAGUAUUCAGUCCUAAAUCAGUAUGUGAAAUUGACCUCAGAAAAUUACUUUUGUCAGGAUAACAAACAUUGGAAAGCAUUUCCAGAAGAAGUAGGACUUGUUCUGUCAGCUGAGAAACCUCCUGAAAUGCCCAUGAAUCAAGAUAACCUACGUGGAAUGGCCUUUGGCUGGAUUUCAGACCUUUUUAGACAUCAAAAACAUGAAAAUAUUGAGAUGUUUUUUGCGAGUGAUAAUGGUGACAGGUCUUUCACUCAGAAUUCUGAGCUUGCAGAACAUCAGGGCAUCCACACUGGAGAGAAACCUUAUGAAUGUAAACAUUGUGGAAAGGCUUUUACUUGGAAGGGUGCUCUCAAUGCACAUCAGAGGAUCCACACUGGAGAGAAACCAUAUAAAUGUAAACAAUGUGGAAAUACUUUUACCUGGAAGAGCGCUCUUAUUGCACAUCAGAGCAUUCACACUGGAGAGAAACCUUUUGAAUGUAAAUACUGUGGAAAGGCUUUCACACAGAGGGGCCAUCUUACUGCACAUCAGAGAAUCCACACUGGAGAGAAACCUUAUGAAUGUAAACUCUGUGGAAAAGUUUUCACAUAUAGAUGCUCUCUCACCACACAUCAGAGAAUCCACACUGGAGAGAAACCUUAUGAAUGUAAACUCUGUGGAAAGGUUUUCACACAUAGGUGCUCUCUCACUAUACAUCAGAGCAUCCACACUGGAGAGAAACCUUAUGAAUGUAAAGACUGUGGAAAGGUUUUUACCUGGAAGUUCUCUCUCACUACACAUCAGAGGAUCCACACUGGAGAGAAACCUUAUGAAUGUAAACUCUGUGGAAAGGCUUUCAGAAAUAGGAGCCAUCUUGCUACACAUCAGAGAAUCCACACUGGAGAGAAACCAUACGAAUGUAAACAGUGUGGAAAGGCUUUCACAGAGAAGUGUUCUCUCACUACACAUCAAAGAAUCCACACUGGAGAGAAGCCUUUUGAAUGUAAACAAUGUGGAAAGGCUUUCAAAGAAAUGGGUAAUCUUGCUGCACAUCAGAAAACCCACACUGGAGUGAAACCUUAUGAAUGUAAACACUGUGGAAAGGCUUUUACCCGGAAGGUCUCUUUCAGUACACAUCAGAGGAUCCAUACUGGAGAGAAACCUUUUGAAUGUAAACACUGUGGAAAGGCUUUUACCUGGAAGAGCUGUCUCACUGCACAUCAGAGCAUUCACACUGGAGAGAAACCUUUUGAAUGUAAACAAUGUGGAAAGACUUUCACACGGAAGGACCAUCUUGCUAAACAUCAGAGAAUCCACUCUGGAGAGAAACCUUAUGAAUGUAAAGACUGUGGAAAGACUUUCACACAGAGGGACUAUCUUGCUACACACCAGAGAAUUCACACUGGAGAAAAACCUUAUGAAUGUAAACAGUGUGGAAAGGCUUUCACACGGAAGGGUUAUCUUGCUGCCCAUGAGAUUAUCCACACUGGAGAGAAACCUUAUAAAUGUAAACACUGUGGAAAGGCUUUUACCUGGAAGGGCUAUCUCACUGCACAUCAGAGCAUCCACACUGGAAUGAAAGCUUUUGAAUAUAAACACUCUUGAAAGGCUUUUACCUGGAAGGUCUCUCUCACUGCACAUCAGAGCAUUCUUACUGGAGAGAAAUCUUUUGAAUGUAAAUAUUGUGGAAAGGCUUUCACACAGAAGGGCAAUCUUGGUGAACAUCAGAUAAUCCACACUGGAGAGAAAGCUUAUGAAUAUAAAUAGUAUGGAAAGGCUUUCAGAAAGAGGAGACAUCUUGCUGCACAUCAGAUAAUCCAUGCUGGAGAGAAACCUUAUGAAUGUAAACAGUGUGAAAAGGCUUUCACAAUGUAUAAUUGAAAAUCUGUUAUCCUAAAAAAGAAAGAACUAUAUGUCCCAGGAGCCCACUGACUUCCUGUUAUUAUAUACUUCCUGUAGACAGAGGCUAAAUGGAGUGGGUAUUGAGGUGGUGAGUGGGGAUUUUUUAAAUGGGUAACCACCCAUGGACAUGUAGUUUUUAUUUUGUAUCCUCUUUAUUCUUUGGUUUUUAAUGAUCAUUUAAUAAACUUCAUAAAGUGUAUUUUAAUGAUUAAGAUAUAAUUUACAAUUUUACAGUUGGUGACCGGAAGGGAUGAAAAAAAACCCUCAAUUUUUCUUAAGAUAGCCUAGAUAAUUUUUUCAAGCCAUAUUUCUCCUGCCAAGAAUUUUUGCCCACCCCACUGUGACCACGAAAAUGUGGGUUCCAUGAUAUUAAAUUGCUAAAACUGUAAAAAUAAUUUUAGUGUCUUGAUUUUAUAUAAAAAAAUAAGUGGUCGCCAUGGGAAAAAUUCCCAAAUAUGAAAUACCUAAGUCAGCUGGGUUUUUGUGGAGAUUUUAAUUAAUACGAAUGGAAGAAUUAAGGAAAGGGAGAGAGACAGAGUAAGAGGAAAUAGUAGGAAAAGACCUAGGCCAUGGCCUAAGCCUUAAGAGAGACUAGUCAGUCUUUAAUCACCACAAGGUCGUUCCAAGCAAAACUCCAGUGUUCAGAGAGACCGUCCAAUUUGGCUUUCAGAGCUGAACUCCUCAGAGGCCUCAAGCUCCUUCCUUUUAAAGAAAAUUUUCUCGUGUCACCUCCCUUAAAUUUUCACAUCUACCAAUCACAGUAGACGUUUUUCCUAGGACUGCCCAUUCUUAGUUUUCACCACUCUUUAGUUCUCACCUUCUCUGGGUAGAUUAUAUCUUCUGAGUACUUUACACCUCUUUGCUAAGCUUGCCCUUUGUAAGUUGCUUGACCUUUCAGUGAUUAAUUUGAUACUUCAUAGGUACUUAGCACCCUUUUGUAUUAGAUCUAAAAAUAGACCUAGCUUAAGGUUUUGGCCUCACUAUAAGCAUGGGUUGGGGACUUUUUCUCAUUGUUCCAUCAGGAGUUUACAACUUUAUCUUCCCCUAAAGUAUACCUAAGUAUGGGUGGAGUAAUGUUCCCACAUACAUUCCUGACCAAGUACCUUCAUUGUUUAAAAUGGGGAAUAGCCUUAACCAAAUGUUCCAAGGUAGAGUCUCAGAAAUUUUAAGAUUCACACCACCCACCCUCGUAAACUGUGAGAGAGCUCAAACUCUCUUUGGAACUGCUCCUUUUUUCUUUUCCUACUUCUUGCCUGGUUGCUUGCCUUUCCUACUGGCCAGGCUGUUUUUAGCUGGGGGCUUUUGGCGGAGAAGAGAUAAGCCUCUUCUGAUUCUGCUCACUCCUGCUGCUAAAUCCCAGUGGCUUGCUUCUAUUCUUGCUCCAUCUUCUGCCUCCUGGGUUGUUCCAGCCAUCCACUCCCGACCUUGAACCAGAUCGCUCACCCAGCCCUAGCCCCUGGCCUCGCAGAAAUCCUCCUCCUGAUCUCUGGCUCUUAAAUCUCUGCUCUUAAAAUCAGCCUCCGACCGGACCCCAAUCCUUACCACUGCUGCUGAUUGCUGCCACCGACAAGCUAGGAGUCAGGGCAGAUGGUAAAAAAACGGGAGUGUUCUUACCUUAGGCAACAAUUAGCCUCCACAUAGCGGGGAUCCUGGGGAGAGGGAUGGGGAGAAGGAAGAGACGCUUCCAAACAGGAAGCUGAUUACAACCAUGGCGUAUUAUAUGAAAGAGUAGUGUAUUACCUGUUUCAAACAGCUUCCAACUUUAGGAUGUUCUUUUCUUUCUACCACUGAUCCUUUCAAUUAUCUUGCCUGAGAUUCAGGGGAGAAAUUCAUCCCCCUACAACCCUUUGCCAUUUGGGCCUGUCCAGUCUCUCAGAUUCAUCCAGUUUGAGAUUCCUCAACCCCACGUUCUCCCUCAAUAUGGGAAAUCCCUCAGUUCUGACAAAAGGAAUCUGAAUGGAUAGAGAAAGGAAUUUUAAAGAGACUGGAGGUGAAGAUUUUUAGCCUUUUCAGACUCCAUUGUUUUUAUGGAAGUCUCUGUAUUUUAUUGUAUUUUGCUGAUUCUUUUGUUUAAGAUUUAUUUUUGUUAAGUUCAUAUGUUAAUGUGUUCAAUACUAUUCUGUUACACUGAAUCAGUUUAAUCUAUUGUGUUUUAACUAUUAUAUUCUGUUACCUUUCCCCUAUGACUACUGAACAAAAUAUUAUAAAGUAUUGUAAAAGUCUAUAAACAGCCUUUUUUUUCUGUUUUCCAUUUUGCAUUUGUUAAUUGUCACAUAGAUGAUGGAUGGACUCAACCUGGCCAACAACCUUUAGAGAAUUUAAUAAGCUAAGAAUUUAAUUGUAAUGUUAAGGGGUCUUCAGAAAUAAUUUUAGAUAACUAGUGAUUUCUGAAUGGAUGACCUUUCCUAUUUAUAUUUAUAUUAUAAAGAAUGUAUUAUAGGUAGGGGACCAAAGAGCUGUUCCUACCAAGGUGUUUCUAUGAAGCAGGAAGCUGAAAAAAGAGCUCAUGCAAAACUCUUCAGUUUAAUUUACUUUCACCAGAACAAUCUAGAUUUCUUGAUGAUGUUCUAGAUCCUAAUAUAUUUUACUGUGUUUAACAAUAUAUUUGCCAAGUUGAAAGAUUUGUUACAUCUGUAAAAAUUGUGACAAACAUCCAUCAUUUCAUAGAGUUUUUUUUAUAUCAUACAACAACUUAUAUGAAAUAUUAUAGUGGUUUUUUUUGCUAUUGUGAAUUUUGGGGACUUUGGUGCUUCUUUCAAUGUGUAUUAUCUACUGUAUUAUUUAUUUGGAUUUUUAAAAAUGUUUUUGAUUUCUCUUGCCAAUUGAUUUAUAUACCUCAUAACUCAGCCAUGAAUCCCUAAGUGAUCCCUGUGUUUUUCAAUCACCCUCUUCAGGGGGGUAUGCAUAAUUACUAUUAUUUUAAGUUGCAAAGUUUAAAUUCUUUUUGAGAGUAAUUUUAGGUUAAGGAACAUGCUACCUCUCAGAAUCCAGAAAAUGAAUUCUUUGGAGAAGGCACCAUGAAGAUGCCUCCACAGACCACAUGCUGCACCAGAAGAUCCAGAGUGAAUUUUGGGAUGUGGUGAUUUGAACUGUGGGGUUGAAUGCAUUUGUUUUGUAUGUAUAUGCUUAUGCUGACAGAGACUGCCUCCUAACUGGCUUUUUGUCAAUGCGCCUAGCAAUUAUUGAUUUUGUUCUCUUUUCCUCUUAUCCUCAAAUUAUUGUAAUUUCAAAGAUGGUAUGUUUAAAAGACCCAUCAGAGAGACUAAUCUUCCUUGGCUCUCAGGGGAGAAUGUAUAAUUGAAAAUCUGUUACCCUAAAAAAAAAAAAGAACUAAAUAUCCCAAGAGUCCACUGACUUCCUGUCAUUAUAUACUUCCUGUUGACAGAGCAUAAAGGGAGUGGGUGUUGAGGCUCCUCCUUAUUUUGGCAUGAUGAGCAAUUAGCAGGGAUGGUGGUGAUUGGGGAUUUAAAAAAUGGCUAACCAGCCAUGGGCACAUGGCUUUUAUUUUGUAUCCUCUUUAUUCCUUGAUUUCUAAUGAUCAUUUAAUAAACCUCCUAAACUAUAA